Messenger RNA from Lingula anatina, 1267 nucleotides. RefSeq names its product indolethylamine N-methyltransferase-like. The record is from RefSeq and is a predicted model, not a curated record. NCBI's taxonomy places the organism in Eukaryota, Metazoa, Brachiopoda, Lingulata, Lingulida, Lingulidae. Gene Ontology annotation, cellular component: cytosol. Gene Ontology annotation, molecular function: N-methyltransferase activity.
AUGCAUGGAGGCAUCAAUGAAUCUUUCUAUCAAGUGGGGACAGACAGGUGGGGUGGUCUGGCCAUGCAAGAGAACCAGUUUAGAGAAGCGAUGACAGAAGCUGGUUUGGAGAUCAGGUCCUGGUACCAGAUCAAGCGCCCAGAUUGUUAUCCAGAUUCCGAGUCCGAUUACGAAGGCUGCUUCAUUGUCGUUGCACCAAGUCUGUAUCGUGUGCGCCAGCCUUUCAGACCUGAGGGUGUGACGUCACGACUGACCACCCUACUGUCCACUUGGACAGGUCACUGGUGGACUGGGCCAGGAGUGACCCGGUGUACCACCCCCACUGUGAACAGGUCAGCCGUAUUGAGCGUGAAGGCCAAAUUGGUGAGUAGGCCUCAGAUUGCAGGCGAGGGAAUACUCUUCAUGGAGGGACCCAUUGGUGUACGUUUGGAAUAUAUAAAUUCAGUACAUGAAAAAUACCAUCCCGUGAAGAAAUUUCACUCGGGGGCAGAUUAUGAUAAGCUGUUUGAUCCAGAGGUGUACCUCAAUAGCCUGUACAGUGACUUCAUCGAGGGAGCACCAACAGCUACAGAGACCACUGAAGUUAUAGACUACUUCCACAAACUCUACAGUACAGGGAACAUCAAGGGGCAGAGACUGCUGGACGUUGGAACAGGACCUUCUCUUAUCAACCUGAUAAGUGCUUCUAGAUGCUUUGAAGAAAUUUAUCUCUCAGAUUUCUCCACCGCUAACCGGAAUGCCCUGAAACAAUGGUGGAACAAAGAAGAGAAUGACAAAUGGAGCUGGGAGUCAUUCUUCCGUCAUGUGGCAAAGUUAGAGGGAAACGAAGACGAGUGGAAGUCACUGCAAGAUGAAUUCCGGAGUAGACUAAAAGACAUCUAUUUCUGCGACGUGAACAACCCAAACCCACUGAGCCCUUUGGAGACGGAACCCUUUGAUACCAUUACCAGUGGCUAUUGCUUGGAGUUUGCGUGUUUGAGUGAGCGUUCAUAUCGACAGGCAAUGAAAAAUAUGACGUCAUUACUGAAGCCAGGCGGUAAUUUCAUAAUGCAUGGAGGCAUCAAUGAAUCUUUCUAUCAAGUGGGGACAGACAGGUGGGGAGGGCUGGCCAUGCACGAGAACCAGUUUAGAGACGCAAUGACAGAAGCUGGAUUGGAAAUCAAGUCCUGGUACCAGAUAAAGCGUCCAGAAAAUAUUUCAGACUGCGAGUCCGAUUACGAGGGCUGCUUCAUUGUCGUUGCGAUGAAAAAUAGCGAUUGUUAACAGC